AGAAAGAACCGGAGAAGAAAAAGUGCACAAAAAGACAAGCAUUUUAUAACUUCAGAAAAUAUUUUGACUGUCUUUUUUUGGAGUCCUAUUCAAGGAGAGCGUCUGAGUUAGCGAGCUUGAAUGGGUUGCCAUGGUGAUUGACACUGGCAGGCUGACCCUAGAAGAAGACUGGAUGUUGAAUGGACAGAGAGCUGCAGUGGCCAGCCAGCGAAAGUAACAGGGAGUUAUCAGAGAAAGGGAAGAAGGGAGGAAGAGAAUGGAGGACGGCUUCUCCAGCUACAGCAGUCUCUAUGACACCUCUUCACUGCUGCAGUUCUGCAACGAUGACAGUUCCUCGGCGGCGAGCAGUAUGGAGGUGACGGACCGGAUCGCCUCUCUGGAGCAGCGGGUUCAGAUGCAGGAGGAUGAGAUUCAGCUGCUCAAGUCGGCGCUGGCUGACGUGGUGAGGAGACUGAACAUCUCAGAGGAGCAGCAGGCCAUGCUCAACAGGAAAGGACCAACCAAAGAAGCAGCAGUGAGGAGAGACUCUCCCUCCUCUGACAGCAGUGUUGGGAAGCCAGCUAGACCGAUGAUUGCAGCCCUGCCCCUGAGACCCACGGUCAAUAACGGUACUGUCCUGCCUAAGAAGGGCGGCACACUGCCAUCCCCCUCCAGCUCCAAGAAGGACAACAGCUCACCAGCAACCAAAAGCACUGUGAAAAGAACAAGUUCAUCUGAGCAAGUUGGCCCCAACAACAGGAAAGACAGUGGUGUGGACUCCAAAAGCAAUCGCACACGCGCUGGUUCCACAGGGAGCAACUCCAGUGGCAAGAAAGUCACAGAGAACAAACAGAAGGAGCCUGUUUUCAGCGCAGGGAUGCGACGUGUGACACACUGCAAAGAUGAAGGGUAUGUCAAAAUGUAUUUGAAGGGACGACCCAUCACCAUGUACAUGCCCAAAGACCUGGUGGACACAUACUGCCUGGAAGCAAAGGCUGACUUGCCUCCUAAAAAACUGAAGCUAGACUGGGUCUAUGGUUACCGAGGCCGUGACUGUCGAUCCAACCUGUAUUUGCUCCCGACGGGGGAAACGGUUUACUUCAUUGCAUCUGUGGUUGUGCUGUAUAAUGUGGAUGAGCAACUACAAAGACACUACACUGGACAUACUGAUGAUAUCAAGUGCCUCGCUGUCCAUCCUGAUAAAAUCACCAUAGCAACAGGACAAGUGGCUGGCACAUCCUCAGAUGGAAAACUUUUGGCUCCUCAUGUGCGAGUGUGGGACUCUGUGAGUUUGAACACGUUGCACAUCCUUGGAACCGGUUUCUUUGAUCGAGCUCUGGUUUGCCUUUCCUUCUCAAAGUCGAACGGAGGAAGCUGGUUGUGUGUUGUGGACGACUCCAAUGACCACAUUCUCUCUGUGUGGGACUGGCAGAGGGAGGAAAGACUUGCUGAAGUCAAGUGCUCCAAUGAGUCAGUCUUUGUUGCUGAUUUCCACCCGACAGAUGCUAAUAUAAUGGUAACCUGUGGAAAGUCACACCUUUACUUCUGGUCAUUAGAAAAGGGAUCUCUUGUGAAAAAACAGGGUCUUUUUGAGAAACAAGAGAAGCCCAAGUUUGUAUUGUGUGUGACUUUUUCAGAAAAUGGCGAAGCCAUCACUGGAGACUCGAGUGGAAAUAUACUUGUGUGGGGCAAAGGAUCUAAUCGUAUUAGCUUAGCCAUUCAGGGAGCACAUGAGGCAAGCGUCUUUGCACUUUGCAUGUUGAGAAAUGGGACGCUGGUCUCAGGCGGGAAGGACCGUAAACUCAUCUCCUGGGACGAAAAUUUUCAAAAGAUUCAAACGGUGGAGGUGCCUGAGUUAUGUGGCCCUAUUCGGACUGUGGCUGAAGGACGGGGAGAAACGGUUCUUAUUGGCACUACCAAAAACUAUGUCCUGCAAGGCAAUCUGGAUGGGGAGUUCAUACCCAUCACCCAGAGCCACACAGAUGAGUUAUGGGGCCUGACUGUACAUCCGCUGAAGCAUCAGUUCCUCACCUGUGGCCAUGACAAGCACGUCUGCCUGUGGGACUCUGCCUCUCAUCAGCCCAUCUGGACCAAAACAUUGGAGGACGCCGCGCAGUCGGCCGGCUUCCACCCUUCUGGAGCGACAGUUGCUAUAGGAACGCAGACGGGCAGGUGGCUUGUGCUCGAUACCGAAUCGAAGGAUCUUGUCACGGUGCACACGGACGGGAACGAACAGCUGUCGGUUAUGCGCUUUUCUCCAGAUGGUCAUUUCCUUGCGAUCGGGUCACAUGACAACUACGUCUACAUUUAUGCUGUGGCAGAAAAUGGAAAGAAAUACAGUAGAGUUGGAAAGUGCUCAGGUCAUUCUAGUUUCAUCACCCAUCUGGAUUGGUCUGUGGAUUCUCAGUACUUGGUAUCCAACUCAGGGGACUAUGAGAUCCUUUACUGGAUUCCUUCUGUGUGCAAGCAAGUAGUGAGUGUGGAGACCACCCGGGAUAUUGAAUGGGCCUCUUUCACCUGUACUCUGGGCUUCCAUGUUUUUGGACUGUGGCCGGAUGGCUCAGAUGGUACUGAUAUCAAUGCUGUGUGCAGUUCAAAUGCAAAGAGGCUGCUUGUCACCGGAGACGACUUUGGCGAAGUUCACCUCUUCUCAUUCCCUUGCUCUCAGUCCCGAGCUCCUAGUCACAUCUACGGUGGACACAGCAGCCACGUCACCAAUGUUAACUUCUUACAUGAUGACAGCCACUUAAUCUCUACAGGAGGGAAGGACAUGAGCGUAAUGCAGUGGCGUGUGGUGUAAAACGACCACUGUCACACUGAACUUCCUUAUUUUUCUAGGAUCAAGUGGCUUGGGAAAGCAUAAGUGGGGCCAUCGACUACAGAGUAAAGUGGAGUCUCAGUUUUAUUUGCCUUUAAAUUGAUCUCAGGACACCAAUAUUUGAAGUGACUCUCUGUUUUGACUGUCUCGCACGUUUCCUAGGCUAUGAAAGAGAUGCUUUGUGAUAUAAACCCAUCUCUGUAGCUUUGAAUAACAAACUAAAGAAUCUGCUCUACAGGACAAAGUUAAAUGUGAUGCCAAAGCACAUUGGGAAUGAAUAGUCCAGUCCAGUUUAUAUUAGACCAAUAUAUGUGCUCAAAGCACUGACCAAUCAUAACACUGUCGUAACUUCUGAGGUAUCAUUUAGAGUCUUAAAAAUACCAUCAGAUGAUUGAUAAAUAGCACGUUAACCAUCAUUUUGUACUAAAAUUUGCCUCCAUAAUGAUCUUUUAUUAACUUUUGCUGCCACCGUAUGGUACGUUGCGGUAUUGCAGCCACCUUCCCACCGCUGAAUUUAUUAUAUCCUCUGCUGUAGUCAAAUACUUACGGUGUUUCAUGGAUUUAAACUGUAAUAGAAGUACAAAAAUAUUCAAUCAGCCAUCAAAAUCCUCUCAAGGACGAAAAAUAGCAUGAUUUUGGGAAACAAAGUGACUGUACUGCAAAAUGAUCAAGGCCUUCACUGACGUUCACUUGCUAAAUCACUACAGCCAUCAAUCACUGAUUUAGUUUAAUCCUCAGUCUGACAUCAAAUCUGUUUUGUGCAUCAACUAGCUUAACUAAACGCCAUCAUGUAGUGCACAUUUACAUUAGAGUUAAGCUCCAUUUUCAUAACCUCCGCUUGAGAAACAUGAUUGAACAGUUACAGUCAAAUGACUGUAGUAUUAAUAAUAAAACUAAGCAUGCACAAGCUUGUUUAACUGUCUAAUCUAUUUUUCCAUAUUCAUUGUCGGAUAUAUGGCAUAGCCAUAAAAAUAAAGGAAAACAUGUUAGUUCUUCUGUGAAAUAUGAGAAAGCUUUGUUUUUGACCAAAUAGGUUUGUUGGAUCACGGUUGGAGUGAUAUUUUGAAGGAUAAUGUCUACAACCACAUGACAAUAUUACGUUAUAUGAAUGUAUAAUAAAAUGGGGAAAAUCAGUCCUUUCACCUUAGAAAAAUGUUUUGUAAUAAUGUGUCAGAAAAAAAAAAUAAUAAUAAAAAUUCAGGAACA
Messenger RNA from Sinocyclocheilus rhinocerous, 4003 nucleotides. It is a transcript of the gene eml1, whose product is annotated as EMAP like 1. Gene Ontology annotation, biological process: microtubule cytoskeleton organization. The transcript has 24 exons. Bases 257 to 2779 code for a protein of 840 amino acids. Gene Ontology annotation, cellular component: mitotic spindle. NCBI's taxonomy places the organism in Eukaryota, Metazoa, Chordata, Actinopteri, Cypriniformes, Cyprinidae. Gene Ontology annotation, molecular function: microtubule binding. The record is from RefSeq and is a predicted model, not a curated record.